Molecule: messenger RNA, 519 nt
Organism: Emiliania huxleyi CCMP1516
Lineage: Eukaryota; Haptophyta; Isochrysidales; Noelaerhabdaceae
Exons: 2
Coding region: 1-519 (172 amino acids)
Source: RefSeq, a predicted model, not a curated record
AUGGAGGAGUUCAUCGGGCCGCUCCGCUUCGACGAGCACAAGGCCUUCCUCCGAGUCGUCCACUCACGUGGCGGCGAUGCGCUGUACCUCGGCCCACUCUUGCCCCGAGCAAUCAAACGGUACCUCAAGCACUGGCUGCCGCUCGUCGCAAGCGAGGGCGACGGCGCCCGACUCAUCCCGCCCCUCGAUGUCGCCUGGGUGUGGCACCUGCACCGGCUCGCGCCUCGCCGCUAUGCUGUGUACUGCAACGAGCGCUUUGGACGGGUGCUCGAGCCGGCGGCAGCGGCCUUCAAGGCACAGAGCGCUGCGGACGAGGCCGAUGGCGAGACUCGCCGGCUGUGGGAGAAGCACUACGCCGACGAGCCCUUCUUCCAGCGCGGCGAGGGCGAGAGCAGCCCGGCGGAGUGGGGCCCUCGCGACCCGCUCUCGAACCAGACGACGCUCUGCGCCGAAAUCAAGACGGCGUGCGCUGCGGCUCGCAGCGAACACGGCUUCGACUACGACUCCGAGCCUGACUAA